AUGAGUCUAUUAGGAGUUACUGAUCACCUGUUACGAAAAAAUGCUUCAGUACAGUUUGUGCGGCUCUUAUUCUAUUUGUUGGUGGUUAGUAAAAAUAGUGGCAAAGGGGAAGAAGUUGGAGAUUUGGUAAUGACUCCGAAUGGCACGCAGCAGGUAGUCAAAGAAGGUGCGAAUCUCAUGCUAACUUGCACGUACGAUCACGAAGGUAACAUUUCGUGGACAUUGCCGGACAACCUUGCAAAAUAUCCGGUAGGUUAUUCAAACUUAGAUCUUACUAAUUCAGAUGCAGGUAUUGACCGUCUUCAUAAGACCUUUGCCAGCAACAAAACUCAUGCAACAUCUACAAUGAUUGUGAGAAAUGCCCAAAUUAUAGACACUGGAGAUUACACUUGUAACGUACACUCGGCGACACGUUAUCUUCGGCAUAGUCAGCAAUAUAUCUACGUUUACAACGAUGUAGAUCUCAUAAUUUUGGACGAAAAGCUCUAUCACGAAUACGCUUGCAAACAGGGCGAUUCAAUUGUCAUUCCUUGCAGACCCACACAUCCAAACGUUACGUUCCAUCUCAUCCGCAAUUCUCACAUCACUGCAAAAGGCUACAAGUGGAAACAUUCAGAUGACCUGCUUUUCGAGCUGAACACAAAAUGGUCUAUGGAACCACAACGAGGUUUGAUGCUGACAAAUGCGACCAUCGGUGAUUCUGGCCAAUACCAAUGUUUUGGAACAAUGAACAAUAUCACCGACUGGGAAUACUUUCAGAUCUACGUCAAAGGUAUUGAACUAGUAAGAAAUGGUGAAGCAGAUGAACCGCUAGAAGGAAGUAACGUCACGUUAAUCUGCCGCACUCACGCCGAACGUGAAUUAUCCUCGCCUCCGGAAUGGGCUUACCAGCAGACCAGCGAUAUCGAUGGUAUACUUAAUUUUAUCAACAACACAAACACAUCCGAAGUCAACACAGAGUAUUACAAUGAAUUGCAUUCCCGUCGCUUUAAAACAAUACUCUCCGGCGGUGAACGAGUAUGGAGAUACUACGAAAGUCGCAUAGAACUGAUCGAUUUAACCCUGAACGACAACAUUACCUUUCACUGCAAAGUCAAUAAAGAUAAGGAAACCAUGUCAAAAAAAAUUUCUUUUCGUGUCAAAGAAAGAAGCGAUAACUCAAUAAAUAAUUUCGUUCAAUUGGAGAACGGCAAUGCCAAAAACUUGACGUGUGUGGGAUCACUUCAAAGAAAUUACAUUCAAUGGCUCAAGAACGACAAGGAAUACCCAGGAAUAGUUUACUCGUCUGGCAGCUCAUCUACUUUGCUAUUAAACGGGACCGUUGAUGAAAUAGGGGAAUACGUUUGCUGGUGGAACAACAGCCUUGGAGAGCUGAGGCAUAGAAACUUCACCGUCUUUUUCGCUGGAACACAAACUAGCGCAACUGCAAUUCCCAUAUCCGUAAAUCUGGCCGCUUUAAUAAUUAUAAUCGGAAUUGGCAUCAAACUUUAUUUGGAUAAGAAAAAGCCCUUAUUUCAGGGAGCAAAGAAGCUACUUGAAGGCAACCUCAAACAUGUCAGCCAACAUCUAUCAGUGGAAGAGCAAAUUGAACUGCUACCCUACGAUAAGCGAUGGGAAUUCCCCAAAAAUCGACUAGCCCUCGGAAUACAAUUGGGUGCUGGAUGCUUCGGUCGAGUUGUCAAGGCGGAAGCAGUGGGGAUUGAAGGCUCGGAUGAACACGUCAAAACAGUAGCCGUCAAAAUGGUUCGCUCAGAAACUAACGUCGCUGCCUUAGAAGCACUGGUGAGCGAAAUGAAAAUUCUAAUGCACUUGGGAUCGCAUUUGAAUGUCGUCAAUCUCCUCGGAACGUGUACAAAACAAAUCAAAAAAGGGGAGCUAUUUAUCAUUGUCGAAUACUGUCGCUUUGGCAAUUUGCAAACCUAUCUUAUCAAUCAUCGUCAUGGUUUUAUUAAUCUAAUGGACGAGUGUGGCAACAUGAAAUCGGAUGACGAAAUGCACAAAAUCUUUAGCGAAUACGGUGACGUUGCAUUAACUCGAACGGGCUCUACAUUGGAAAAUUCAAAAAUUUCUCGUGAGUAUAAUCAAGUUAUUUUAAAAAUUCAUUGUUAAAAAAAAACAGAAAAAGAAAUUUUUCCCUUUUUUUCAGCUUUGGAAUCCGUUUAUGAUCCUCAAGAGCCUAAAUCAUUUUGGCAUUACCAAGAAGAUUCGGAUGCUACUUUAAUUCGAUCGGUUUCUACUCGAGACUUGAUCUCGUGGUCUUUUCAAAUAGCAAAGGGAAUGGAUUACUUGGCCAGCAAAAAGGUUAUUCACGGCGAUUUGGCGGCUCGCAACGUUUUACUGGCCGACGACGGAGUCGUAAAAGUGGCAGAUUUUGGAAUGGCUCGGAAAAUGUACUUGGAUAGUAAUUACGAGAAGAAAGGACAGGGAUUAAUGCCAAUCAGAUGGAUGGCCAUAGAAUCUUUUACGGACCGGAUCUUUUCUAGCCAAUCGGAUGUCUGGUCUUACGGGAUAUUCCUUUGGGAACUCUUUUCCCUUGGAAAAGCUCCGUAUCCAGGAAUGGAUGUGAGCCAUCAACUGGUAAAAGAAAUUCAAAAUGGCUACCGAAUGGAGAAACCUGAAAAUGCGACAAAUACAAUUGGGAAAAUCAUGAUGGACUGCUGGAAAAUCGACCCAAAAGAAAGGCCAACAUUCCGCCAAAUCCAGGAGAUGAUUCAAGAUCACAUAGAGACCUCAGUUGGCUCUGAUUAUUGGAGCCUGAACUUUCCCUACGCAAAUCUUAAUGAAUAGGAGUUUAAUGGCUCUG
Molecule: messenger RNA, 2803 nt
Organism: Daphnia carinata
Lineage: Eukaryota; Metazoa; Arthropoda; Branchiopoda; Diplostraca; Daphniidae
Product: mast/stem cell growth factor receptor Kit-like
Exons: 15
Biological process (GO): cell surface receptor protein tyrosine kinase signaling pathway; multicellular organism development; protein phosphorylation
Cellular component (GO): signaling receptor complex
Molecular function (GO): ATP binding; transmembrane receptor protein tyrosine kinase activity
Source: RefSeq, a predicted model, not a curated record